This is a messenger RNA of Pieris macdunnoughi, 1401 nucleotides long. The record is from the annotation of a GenBank genome assembly. NCBI's taxonomy places the organism in Eukaryota, Metazoa, Arthropoda, Insecta, Lepidoptera, Pieridae.
AUGGACAGUUCAGUAUGUUUGUUUACAUAUUUAACUGUUUUACUAAUUUGUAAUGUAGAAAGUUCAUUUUUUCCAUAUGUUUAUCCUAGAAUAAAUUUACAAUCUAAAAUGAACAAGAUUUCUGGUGAUGCCUUAAUACUUACCCCUUAUUUGGAGCGUCAGGAAAUUGAUUUGGCACGGAAUCUCUCCUAUGUUCAACUCACAGAGAAAAUGGGCUUCUCGAGUCAUGCCGGUUUCUUUACUGUCGAUAAGAAGUAUAAUUCAAAUUUAUAUUUUUGGUACUUUCCUGCUUUUAAUAAAAAUAAAGCAGCACCUGUCGUUCUGUGGCUGCAGGGAGGUCCUGGAGGCAGUUCACUUUUUGGAUUAUUCACUGAAAAUGGACCCAUAAUUGCCAAAAAAGGAGGCUUUGCUCGAAGAAAAUAUCACUGGGCGGUGGAAAACCAUUUAAUUUUUAUUGACAACCCAGUGGGAACAGGAUUUAGUUUCACAAAUGACAGUAAAGGAUAUUGUGAAGAUGAAGCAUGUGUUGCUAAAGGGCUCUAUGUGAGUUUGCAACAAUUCUUUACUUUAUUCCCAAACUUGUUUGAUAAUGACUUUUAUAUUACUGGAGAAUCAUAUGCGGGAAAGUAUAUUCCAUCAUUAGGGCUAUAUAUACACCAAAGAAACAUGGUAUCAAAACAAAAGAUUAAUUUAAAAGGAAUGGCAUUGGGUAAUGCUUAUUGUGACCCAAUUAAUCAACUAGACUAUGGAAGUUAUUUGUAUCAACAUGGAUUGAUUGAUUCAAAUCAGCAGGAUGUAUUUUAUCAAAUGCAAUCAAACAUAACUAAGGAAAUAAAGAAACAGAAUUGGCUCAAUGCUGGCAUUCUCAUGGAUCAAUUAAUGGAUGGAGACAUGUCAAACUUCUCAUACUUUAAAAACUUCACAGGUUUUCUAACAUAUUACAAUUUCUUGAUGAUUAACAAUGAAAUAGAUGUACCUGUGUUUAAAGACCUUCUCAACAAUGAUAAAGUAAGAAAUAGUAUUCACGUCGGAAACCUGCCAUUUCAUGAUGGAAAGGAAGUAGAAAUUUCUCUGGCAGCUGAUAUUUUGCAAUCAGUAACAGCUGAAAUAUCGCAGCUUUUAUCAUAUUACAAGAUGUUAUUCUAUAAUGGACAAUUAGACAUUAUUGUUGCUUAUCCCUUAACAGAAAAUUUCUUGCAACAUUUAGAUUUUUCUGCAUCAAAUGAAUAUAAAACAGCUGUAAAGAAAAUCUGGAGAGUUGGAGAUGAUAUUGCAGGAUAUUACAAAAAGGCAGGAAACUUGACUGAAGUUUUAGUACGAAAUGCAGGACAUAUGGUGCCAGGUGACCAACCUAAGUGGGCAUUUGACCUUAUAAGUAGAUUUAUAAAAAACAAAUUGUAA